Messenger RNA from Aspergillus tanneri, 1068 nucleotides. RefSeq lists its product as uncharacterized. The record is from RefSeq and is a predicted model, not a curated record. Gene Ontology annotation, cellular component: HAUS complex. Lineage: Eukaryota; Fungi; Ascomycota; Eurotiomycetes; Eurotiales; Aspergillaceae. The coding region runs from base 1 to 1068 and encodes 355 amino acids. The transcript has 4 exons. Gene Ontology annotation, biological process: spindle assembly.
AUGAUACCCCCAUGCGAUCCCGUCAUUUUGGAAAGUAAUCCCCAGUUUAAGAGACUGCAUCAGCAUCUGACCACUGCUUUGCUCAAUCAGGAUGGGUCAACACUUGCCAACGAUGCACUACCAGACCGGAAAACCAUCCUCGAGGACUUAAAAAACUGUCGAAUCCGCUAUGCAAAGAAACAAAUCAAGAAGCAAACGAUGUUCAAGCUAGCAUUUGACCCAGACAGUGGAUUGCCAGAUGAGAAACGUGACCUGGUAGCCAUCAUCUCUCUAUAUUUGGAAUCGUCUCCCGACCAGCUAGACCUUGGGACCGAUCCUCGCGAUGGGGUCGAUGCGCCGACACUCCUCACCCCAGACAUUAAUACCUUCUACUCCAACCUCCCUACCAUCAUGCCACAUUUUUCCAAUGCAUUGUCGACAGCCCUCCAUGAUCUCCGAAUGAUCGCGAAUGCCGGAAACCGUUCGAUCACCGCACAACAACCCCCCGAGUCCACUCGACCGCGGCCUCGGGCUAGUCAGUCGCUGGCCAAAUCCGUACCUCUCUCCUCGCAGCUGUAUGAGCGAAUGCAUCGUCUGCGUCAGAUACAGCUGUCGGAGCUCCCGACAGCUCGAGCACGGAUGGCAGUGAUGGCCGCGAAGGUUCAAGCGGCGCGAGCGGCGGUGAUGGAACGGACCGUGGUGCUGCUAGAACGUGCGAAACACGGAGCACUGGCUAGAGCUACGAAGGCGAAAGCGGAACAUUUAGCCAUGGUGGCGCAGGGAGUGGAGGGGAAGCUAAAGGUGAUGAAACUGGACGUGUCGGCUACCAUCUAUACACCGGAAACCGUUGCUGCGCUCGGUCGAUACCAGCAGCAUCUACGAGAUACUCGAGAACGGUGGGAAGAGCGUCACGCAGCUGCGCGAGAAAAACUGAAAGCUUAUGAGGAGGUGGAUAGUGAGGGCGCUGGAACCACGAGCCGGAGUAGAGCUGUGGGAUCGGGACAGAUGAAGGAGAUUGCACGGCGUUACGGGACUCUGAUCCAGGAGAUGGAGGACGUAAGAUCAGAGAUUCAGAGGCUGAAUCGUUGA